AUGGCGAAUGAAUUUGGUCCUCAAACAGAGAAUCAAAACCAGAUGAAUCAAGCGGAUUCACCUCUUGAUCCAUCAUUUGCAGAAACAAUGACUGGAGAUGUGGCGUCCAUUGUCAAUCGAUUGAUUAGCGAUCCUAGCAGUCCAUAUUACCUUCACUUUGGUGAUAUUACUGGAAUGCAACUCAUUUAUGAAGAAAGGCAGCGGGAGAUUAUAAAUAAAGGGCAGCAUAACAUUGUUGAUGCUGCUGCCUUUACCAGCAAAUUGAUUCCCAAGUAUAUAGGCAAUCGGAGAAUCAAUUCUCUAAAUCAAUCACACAGAAGAGAAAUGCUUGUCCGUAGCUAUUGUAGAAUGCUUGGGCACAUUAAAGGAAAAUGCUACAAACUUAUUGGUUAUCCUCCUGGUCAUAGACUUGCUAAAGACAGGAACUUAGUUGCUAAUGUUGUUAGUCAGACAUCUCGAGUUAGUGCUUAUGAGAUAACAAAUUCAUUGUCAAAUGUUACCAUAACACCAUAG
Molecule: messenger RNA, 513 nt
Organism: Fraxinus pennsylvanica
Lineage: Eukaryota; Viridiplantae; Streptophyta; Magnoliopsida; Lamiales; Oleaceae
Source: the annotation of a GenBank genome assembly